CAGUUCUUUUGAAAGACUGUUGCACUGAUAGUUUUCAUGUGCAGUAUUGAAGGACAGGGACUGUUGUUUCACUGCAGUUUCUGAAGACGUCCGUUCUGCGUCUUUAUUUUAGCCAACAUUCUCUAACUUGAAACUUCAUCCGGUAAUAUGUCGGAAGGGGAGUCUGACUUGCCUGUGGUACUUAAUGAUUUGCCGGACGAUUCUCCUGUGGUACAACCUUAUUUGACCAAACUGAGACGGAGAGCAGAAAAGGAGGGUGAACGGCAACUUGAAUUAAGUGAUACAUUCUUGUUAAGGUUUCUUAGAGCCAGAGAUUUCGAUGUUGACUUGUCACUAAAAUUACUGAUUAACUACCACAAGUGGAGGAAAGAGUGUCCUGAAAUAAGUGGCAAUCUGCAUCCAUCCGCAGUGCUUGGUUUGCUCCGUAAUAAUUACCAUGGUGUGCUGAGGUCACGAGAUGUCAACGGUAGUAGAGUUUUGAUCUAUAGAAUUGGCCAGUGGAACCCAACACACCAUACAGCCUAUGAAGUAUUUCGUGUCAGUCUCAUCACAUCCGAACUGAUUGUCCAGGAGAUUGAGACCCAGAGGAAUGGACUGAAGGCUAUCUUUGAUCUCCAGGGCUGGCGAUUUUCUCAUGCUCUUCAGAUAACCCCCUCUCUGGCCAAAAAAAUGUCUGCAGUACUUACAAUCCACCUGCAUGGCAGCACGUACGAACAAACCCUGUGUCAGCACUUUCCGGCGAACAUCCUCCCACCAGAGUACGGAGGCCAAGGACCCACAAUGGAGGAGCUCUGUCAGGAGUGGAUGGAAUUCAUCCUUCAGUCAGAGGACCAGCUGCAUAAACUCUCAAUCAAUACCUCAGACAGCGAGGGCACAGAUCAGAGUCACUCGUUUGCCAAUAGGUAUUAAUUUGAAGCUAUAAAACAUUAUUUUAAUUUUCUUUUUUUUUAAUUACCAAUUCCUGAGAGAAAAUAACACAUGUGAGAUAAAACCAAGCAGACAAAUGCUGUGGAUAAUGCCUUCUUUAGUGUAUCAGGAUCAUUUGUAAACUCUCCUUCAUAUGCCUAGCUCAAGCAGGCAGAUUAAACAAGACAUUUGUAGCUAUCCUUUGAUUUUAAAUCGUGGUAUGAGGUGUGCAUGGAUAUUCCUUUGGCCAUUGUAUGGCAAAUAAGUGAAUUUCUCUAAUUGGCACAUUAUUUAUACCAUUGUCCCACAGCAAAAAUAGUUAAAGAUAUAAAGAAGGCACUUCGAAAUAAAACUGGAAGCCUGUGAUAUAGAUUUGAGGUCACCUCAGAUGCUGUGAAUAAAUGUACAGUCUUAGUGCAUUUCCCUCAGUCCUCAAGGAUUGUCCUGUAACGUUGGAGUUUGGACUUAUACAGAAAUAUAAAAAUGUAAAUAACCAAUUGUGACAAAUUAAAUUGUGUUUAAUGUACAA
Acipenser ruthenus (sterlet) is the source of this 1435-nucleotide messenger RNA. RefSeq names its product tocopherol (alpha) transfer protein (gene ttpa). NCBI's taxonomy places the organism in Eukaryota, Metazoa, Chordata, Actinopteri, Acipenseriformes, Acipenseridae. The transcript has 4 exons. Gene Ontology annotation, molecular function: phosphatidylinositol bisphosphate binding. Gene Ontology annotation, cellular component: membrane. The record is from RefSeq and is a predicted model, not a curated record. The coding region runs from base 148 to 909 and encodes 253 amino acids.